AUGGAUUCCCAGCCAAAUCCCCAGCAGUCUCUCCCUCCCAUCGAUACCUACGAUCCUCUUCGCGAUGACCUCCAGAACUUUCGCAACUCCACGGACGCCACGGGUGGUUCGCCCGUCGGCAUGAAUCGCAGUAGUAACAAUUUCAAUUCGCUACCCCUCAGUUCGCCUCCCACUCCGACAGGUGGCUCCCGACGAGGUUCCAUCCCUUUUCUCCGGAACCGUAAUCGCACGGCGUCAGGUGCCAGCUUGACUUUCAUACAACCGGCUCCUAUAGACUUAGUCGACCAUACGGUUGAUCCGUCUGAACGUAGUUCAGCAGCCUUUGCCCGUAGUGUCGUGGUAGGGGAUUAUACGAUCAUCAGUGGGUCACCUUUGAGAGCUGGUGCAUACGUUGUUUGGAAUUGUACGGUAGAAACGUUGGAAGGCCAGAAGUUUACGGUAAUCAAGCGUUACUCUGAAUUUGAUGCGCUGAGAGAGAAAUUACUCCUCGCAUUCCCAAAUUCUAAGGCUGCAUUACCACAAUUACCUAGAAAGAGCGUGGUUUCAAGAUUCAGGACGAAGUUCUUAGAUUCGAGAAGACAAGGGUUAAACUAUUUUUUGUCGUGCAUACUUAUGAAUCCGGAGUUUGCUGGUUCGCCUUUGGUAAAAGAGUUCUUGUUUAGUCGGGAUUGA
Molecule: messenger RNA, 672 nt
Organism: Orbilia oligospora ATCC 24927
Lineage: Eukaryota; Fungi; Ascomycota; Orbiliomycetes; Orbiliales; Orbiliaceae
Exons: 2
Coding region: 1-672 (223 amino acids)
Cellular component (GO): endosome
Molecular function (GO): phosphatidylinositol-3-phosphate binding
Source: RefSeq, a predicted model, not a curated record